This is a messenger RNA of Spodoptera frugiperda (fall armyworm), 795 nucleotides long. It is a transcript of the gene CPR70, whose product is annotated as larval cuticle protein A2B-like. The record is from RefSeq and is a predicted model, not a curated record. Gene Ontology annotation, cellular component: extracellular matrix. The transcript has 2 exons. The coding region runs from base 133 to 732 and encodes 199 amino acids. NCBI's taxonomy places the organism in Eukaryota, Metazoa, Arthropoda, Insecta, Lepidoptera, Noctuidae.
GCGCACACAUAAUACAAAGCGCGAACUUGAGCCGGGAUGUCACAACUUGCUGCUGCUAUAUAUACCUCGCCGGAGAGAACAGGAGCAUAGUCGAACAAGACUUCACUCCACAACUCCUCCUCACCAACAAAAAUGGCCUUUAAGUUCAUCAUCCUCGCAUGCGUGGUGGCUGUGGCCCGCGCCGGUGUGGCUCCAGCUGUAGCUGCUCCCCUCGUCGCGGAGCCUGUCGUAGCAGCUGCACCUGUUGCCGCCAGGCUGGAGGAGUUCGACCCUCUCCCGCAGUACAACUUCGGAUACAACGUGGCUGACUCCCUUACUGGCGACUACAAGAGCCAGACCGAACAGCGCAAUGGAGACCUGGUGCAGGGCCAAUACUCUCUGGUAGACUCUGACGGCACCCGCCGAGUGGUCGACUACACUGCGGACUCAGUGAACGGUUUCAACGCGGUGGUGCGCAAAGAACCUUUGGUAGCUGCAGCUCCCGUAGUGGCUGCGCCAGCUCGUCUCGCAGCUGCUCCGGUCGCUGCCGCCGUCGCUGCUGCUCCAGUUGCUGCUGCUCCCGUGGUCGCUGCGCGCUACACCGCGCCCGUGGCUUACACUGCCGCGUACACUGCCCCCGCGGCCCGCCUGGCGUACAGCGCGCCAGUAGCCGCCGCCUACACCGCACCGUUCGCCCGGUACGCCGCUACACCAUUCGCGUACCCCGCUGCUGCACCUGUUGUAGCGGUCUAGACAUCUAUUUUCCGGUUCCUGAUGACUGACAACAAUGGCCAAUAAAUUUUUUACGACAUUAAA